Messenger RNA from Salvia hispanica, 934 nucleotides. The record is from RefSeq and is a predicted model, not a curated record. Lineage: Eukaryota; Viridiplantae; Streptophyta; Magnoliopsida; Lamiales; Lamiaceae.
UCGAUCUGAAUUAAUUUGUGCAUUCUCGUUCAUUUAAUUUUGUAGGUAGCCACGAUUUGGGUCCGAACAAAAACGUGAAAGUCAAUAGGUUGAGGCGCGUUUGGAGUGCUCGCGAGGAAGAGAUACUAAUGGCAACAUUGAAGGAUCUGGCAGCCCACGGCUGGAAGGCCGACAACGACUUCCGGUCGGGAUAUCUUGUACGGUGUAGGGAGGCGAUAAAUCGAGAAUUUCCAAAAACGGAUAUCUUGCCUCAUCCUCACGUCUAUUCGAAGAUGACAACGUGGAAGAGGAAUUACGGUUCUCUAAAGAUGAUGCUUAACUUCAGUGGUAUUGGGUUCAAUUCCGAUGGUAAAUACAAAAUCGAAUGUGAUGAUGAGUCGUGGGCACAAUUCUUUAAGAAAGACAACAACGCAAGGUAUAUGAGGAAUAAGUCGUGGCCGCAAUAUGAAGACUGGAAGGAGGUAUUCGGAGUUGAUCGUGCUGACAGUGAACGCGGUGCAGAUGUUGCGGCUUCAGCUGAUAAGAUCUAUGGUCAGAAAGAGGUCUCCCCUGACGCGGUUGGUCCAUCCCACCCAAUGACAUUUGAAGAGCUAUUCUCGGAUGAAGUCUUCCCAGAUGGUGUUCUCCCGGAGAUGGUAGAUGAGGGCCAAUUUGUUACAGAGGGUGGUGCGGCUAUGACUGGUGCAGGGGCUGGGUCAGGGACAGGUGCUUCGGUAGGGGCUGGAAAAGGGGUUGCGGGAGCAGGACGAGAAUCCGUGUAACAUUCCGAGUUUUUCCUAUCUUUUUAGUUGAUCUUGAAAAGACGUCAAAUGGGUAUCCGAUUUUUUUUUUUUUUUUGUUUAAUCUUCAUUCAUUUUUUACAAUCAAAGGAGUAUUAGAUGUUUACGAUCGAUCGAGGAGUCGUAAUUUAAGUUUAGUAAUUAGCAUACCACUA